AGAUCUAAGGUCGUCGUAAUCGUGGUAAUGUUGUUCUUAACGUUCUUACGGGCCAUAGCCAGAUGAUAGUAGUUCAUGUACACAAGCAGGCUGUGAGUGCAAUAUUGACUUGGUUUGGGAGACAGAAGCACAGAGUACUAUGAAUUUCCAUGAAUUUAUUAUACAUCAAACUAGAUACCAAAUUAAUAAAAAUAGUUUUGAAUGUGAAUGACUGCAUAGCUUCAUUUUCAGAGUUAAGGGCGAAACACUGAUUUUAUUGAUUAAGUUUUCUUUGUCUUUCCCGUUAUUUUGGAGUAGUAACACUGACCCAUAAUUAACGUGCCUUUAUUGUCUUGUGUUGACAUCUUGGAGAUAAGGAAGAGGAAAUAUUAAAUAUAUAAAGAUUUAUUGCAUUGUCGGUGUCACGUGGUCUAAUUCCUGACGAUGACAUCGGCAUCCGCAGAAGUAAAACUGAAAAGGUUCCUCCAUUAUGGGCGUGAGACAGCUUUGUAUGAACCAGGUGAUCGUUACACAAACAACUACUUUUUACUGGAUAAUGUGACUUCCAUAGAGGCAAUGAUUGCUGAUGGGAAAGAGACGGAUCCAGUAGCCCACAUUGUGAAGGCAUUCAGUGAUGGUUAUUCUGCUCAUCCGCAGUCAUUGGUGUAUGCUUUAGCACUGUGUACCCGUCAACAGACAAGUGAAAAUCUGCGGGUAGCAGCUUACAAUGCCGUCAAGACAGUAUGCAAAGCCCCAAAGGAUUUUCUCCUGUUCAUCAAAUUUGCUUAUGAUCUGGCUCAUGAGAGCUCAGGUUGGGGUCGUGGCUGGCGACGUGUUGUAACUGAUUGGUACCUGAGGAAAGAGCCAAUGGAACUGAGUGAAUGUGUAACAAAAUUCCGUGGUCAAUAUGGUUGGACACAUCGGGAUGUUAUUAAGCUGUCACAUCCAAAGUCAUCAGAUGUUGCAAUAGCUGCAGUGUUGAGGUAUGUUGUCCAUGGCCUGAAAGAAGCAAAGAAGGAUUUUGGGGAUAAACCGGAGGCACAGCAAGUGAUGUCCUAUCUGCAGACAAUUGAGGAUUUUAAGCAUUGCGAUGAUGAACACCAUGCUGCAAGACUCAUAGAGAUGCACUCCCUUCUGCUUGAGCACGUCCCUGGCCACUUCCUCAAAUCAAAGGAGGUGUGGACUGCACUUAUACCACACCUUCCUCUGGGAGUGCUACUGCAGAACCUCAGGAGACUUGGACGGCUGUGGCUUCUCAAGGGAAAUCGACCCAUUGUGGCCAAAGUAUUGGAUGCUCUGAAUAACCAGUCUGCUAUUGCUGAAUCGAACUUACAUCCAGCUCUUGUGUUUGUGACACUCCGCAAUUAUGAGUGUCUGGGAAAGUCACCAGCAUAUGGACCACGAUCGCCUCGGCCAGAUGCUAAAACAAAGUCACCACCACCACAACCACAUCCAAAAGUUGUAGAGGUGUUGAAUCAACUGUUGAUGACUACUUUCACGUUACUAGUACCAACAGGGAUGCGUUACUUAGUGGCAAUUGACGUACGGAGCCAGAUGGUACAUGGCAAAUGCUGGCACUGCUCUAACAUUUCGCCCACACAGGCAGCUGUGUUGGUAACGCUUUGCCUGGUAAAGGCAGAACGCGAUGUGACAGUGGUGGCUUUUGGUGCUGAAGGUUCAAUGCAACCAGUGGAACUGGACAAGAAUAUCACCAUGAAAGAAACGCAGAACAAACUGAAAGAGAUACCAAAUGGAGCUGUUGAUCUGUCCCAGCCACUGUUGUGGGCCAGGAAGAUGAAGAAACUGGUAGAUGUAUUUAUUAUCUUGACAGAUACCCAAGUGAGACAACGGAGUGCUGAUGUUAUCCAGUCUCUGCAGCAGUACCGUAAUGCCCUGAACCUCCCCAAUGCAAAGUUGGUGACCUGUGGUUUGGCUGCUUCACACUUUGCUGUGGCUUGUCCCAAUGACCCUGGUAUGCUGGAUGUAGCUGGCUUUGAUGCUCAGGUUCCACGUGUCAUCGAAGCUUUCUCCAGAGGAGCAUUCUAAGCAUAAGCUGGUAUCUCUCUUAGUUGGAGAGAAGUGGAUUCAAAUGUGACAAUGUGCUGUGUGCUUUAACCCUUUCGUUACACCUUCAAGCAAAUAUUCUCUUUCUUUUUCAAAACAGAAGAUGCCAAAGGAGAGGCCCUUUUUAUUUGUAUGUUCUAUAAGGCUGGAGACAGGUUUCAGGUGUGUUGGAACCUUGCCAUUUUCAUUAAGCCCCUUGAGGAUUUCUUCACAGGGCAACUUGCCUGCCUUGCAGGUGCAUAUAAAUGACCACAAAUCAUUGCCCUUGCAAUGCAGUUGCAGAAUAUAUAUUAAUUUUAGAUCUUUAUUUGUAGUGAUAAAUGAAAUGCAUUAUUUGGUGAAGGAAAGAUGCAGGAGAGCAGAGGCUUCUGUGUGUAGAUAAGAAGGAAAUGCAGCCAGAAUCAAAGUGGGAACUUAGAAAUGACUGAUAGACAUACUACAGCUAAAAGAGACUGAUAUUCUGGGUUGUAAUGGCAUAUAGUUUGGAGAGAGCCCAAAGUUUCAGGCAAGCACAUUGCCUCUGUCUUCAGGGUAGAAGAGUAAAUAAAGCAAAAAACCAACAGAAGCAGGCAGCAAAUGGCAAUUUCAAUGGGUUUCUGGCUUGGCUUACCCUAUGACAUGUCCCCCCCCCCAAGAUGGUGGUGACAGGUUCCUCCAAAAGGCCACGCUGUCUGAACUACAUGGCAUGACAUCCUAGAAUACUCUUAUGUACUCUUGAUAGUCACCGCUGUGAAAAACUCAAAUUCAACAUGGUUACAGCUGCUUCUGACACAGCGGCCGCCAGACUACUGCUUGAGGGUUAAUGGCUGCAUCACUGUGGAACCAGUUUGAUUUCAGUAACAUGUCUGGUAACGUUCAUAUAACUUGUACAGGAGCGUUGUGCAGCAGAGAUCUUUUGACACGUUAUAUGAAGAUGUGGAAGUGUACAAAAUUUUGUUCAUGGUACAGAAUUCACCCUUAAGUACAUCAUUGGUAGGACUUUGGAAAGAAUUUCUUCUUUGUGCUCAUGAGCUUGCUAUAUAGUGGUUGAUUUUCUUUCCCCUUUUUACACAUUUUUCUUGAAUAUGAGUAGAUACUUUUGAAUGUAAAUAAAAGUUGAUAAAAAUGGUCAUGUUGUCAGAUAAAUAUGGCAUUGCAGGUAUUUCUGUAGUUAGUUUGAAGUGAUUUCUAAGACUUCUUUUUUUGAAGUCACCAGCAGUAAGAAAAUAAUUCACACAUUUGAAAGGUAUCUGUGAAAGCCAUAUGUCUCUGUUUUUUCCUGUUAGGUUUUUUAAUAACAUUUUUUAUAUGGCCCUGUUAAAAAUUCCACAUUUUUGUUAUUUCUUAGACAACAAUGUGCAUGUAUUAUGUUACUGUUUUAAGGGUAAGUGAAGUUCAUGAUGCAGUAAAAUGUGAAAUGUAUAACAGAAACAUGAAGGCAUAACUCAGGUGUGGAGUAGACACUAUUGCAAUCUCCAUUAGGUCUGACAUUUGCGUAAUGUGGGCACAAGUCUCCGGGCUAACAGGCUGAUGCAGUUGAUCAGCAGUACACGUGUUGCACUGCGUAGAGGCACACAUAAUUUUGUUUGUAUAUCACAUCAAAAAAAUGUUUCAAAUAGAAGUUACAGCCUUUUUAUUUUAUAUGAUAUAAUUGACAAAUUUGUGACAUAUGAAGUUCUUGUCUAGAAAUUUUGCAAGAGUUUAAUUUUGUGUUCUUGUUAAGUAUAUGUAUUGGAUUGCUUGGACCAGGUGAUAUUCGCUUGCAACAUAAUGUUGAUCCUCAGUAUCAGUGUUUACUGAAAUCCAUUGAAUACUUUUGGAUAUGAAACAUGUGGACACAUGGCCAAAAAUUGCCUGUCCAUUACACAUUUAUUUCAUGCAGAGGACAUACAAAGCAUCUGAAACAUCUUUGAGGAUGCACUGUCUGUAGACAGUGAUGUAAAUCGUUCUGUCAGCUUUAAAAUCUAUUAGAUUCUGUUUUCAACAACACGUGAUGGGAACUGAAAUCACCAUACGGAGAUCUCAUUGAGCAUGCAGGACUUUCCUUUUGUGUGGUUUCACACUCAGGGUAUGUUGUACCCUCAGGGAUGUUUUAUAUACACAGAAGGAGAAGUAGAGAUUAGUAUUUAAGGCGCAUCCAGUUUUUGAAUGUGGGAUUUAGGAGGGAGAAAUUAGAAGGGUGCAUAUUCCUGGAAUUUAAGACACCUCAAUUUUUCAAUGGGGGAAAAAGAAAUGUGAAAAAUAUGCAUCUUAUAUUCAAAAUAAUAUGAUACUUGAUGAAACAGAAGACAACUCAAACAACUCAUCUCAAGUGGAGAUACAACUAGACUGCAGGAAAGCAAAAGAAAACAACACAAAAUCUCCAUUGCGGCCAGUACGAUGUCUGCCCACUUGAGGCAGAAGCAGAAAAUGAAAUAUGAAACAAAAAACAGCUCACCUUGGCAGACUGUGUAGGGACUGGACUGCCCUAAGCAGGAGGUAGAAACGACGGCCAGAAUGAUUUUAUAAGGAAAGGAACCAAACCAAAUUUUAAAACAAACUUCACGAGUCGUUUCCAAGACUGCAGUGAGUUUCAGAGACAUGCCCCAGAGGUCCCACAGGAGUGGAGGGGAGAAAUGAGUGAGGGAGGGGGCAUGUGCAUGCUAGGGUUGCAGCACAAAACAUAAACACAUCCGAAGGGAAAUUCUCCGGUGCCUGGCUAAACCAACAGCACAAAACAGACUCUCAUAAACUGUACUUAUUAUGUGAGAGUCGUGUUACAUGGUGGUGUGUCUCAGACGGACGUAUUGGCAGUAGUACUAACGUGCUUAUGGAUCUCUUAUCCUGUGGAAAGCGGACUUAGUAUAUGACAUAUAGAGUGACAUGUCUGUGCUAUGCAGUACCUAUUGUUCAUGAAUGAUAACAUUUAUACAAGCAGUUGUUUAGAUACACAUAAGCAGAGCGGACAGAGAGAGAUUUUGGAUUCUCGCGGUGGUGACUGGAGGUUAACCAGCUUGUGGGACAUGAUGCAAUAUAGUCUGGUAGAUCGUAGUGAUGUUUCUGAAGAACAUGCUGGACUCCAUCUUAAGAUAUUCUGCUGCUGGUAUAUCUGUCACUUCUUGGUGCUAUCAUCUGCCCCAUUCUGGGUCCCUCCUCUGCAAUAUCAGGACAGUUUCUCUCCUGCACUGCCCACACUUGUUCCUGUGAAACGUCAGUAGUGUUCCACAAGACUGUGUUGUCUCAACUCACAAGACAGGUAAUUUCGAGACUAUUGUGUGUUGUCUCAACUCACAAGACAGGUAAUUUCGAGACUAUAUUUCUUUGCGUUUCUGUUUCCUUCACAUUCUUUCUAACGUUAAUUGUAGAUGUAAUCAGUUGGCUUCAUGAGACUUGUCUUGUGUUUCAGAGUUCAAUCUAAGAAUGUGACUGUCAACACAACAAAUAAAGGAAAGAUCAUAUUCUAAUGAAGACAAACAUAUAUUAAUCUGUACCUCACUUAUUUAUUGUAUGCUUAAGCAUGUAGCAUAAGUUUAUGCAUACAUAUAAUAAAUGAGGUACGAUUGAUAUAUGCUUGUCUUCACUUGAAUACAACUUUUCAUUUAUUUGUUGUGUCAGUGGUCAGAUUCUUAGAUUUUACACAUGCAACAGGUUGCAAUCUGUAAAGUUUAAAAGAGUUUACCUAUGUUACAGUAGAAGUGCCAGGAAUAAGCCAGCAAAAGUGGAAGAAGAUUGUUGUGAAAAUCGGUAAUGUAACUUCACUAAUGCUCGGAUAUUGUCAUGGGAAGAGGGAGGCAUGACUUUUAGUAGAAAGUCUUUUCAGCAUUACAGCAAGCGUGUCCAGUGGAGACACUCAGUUUCUCACUACUCUCGUCUCCUCCUCCUCCUCUUUGGUGGCCUGUACUGAUCACAAAUUUAUACAAGGUUAAAAUGUUGGAGGAGGACUGGUCCUUGUUCUUAUAGCUGGCUUGUUUCUUUCCUUUCUGUUUCAUUGUGUUGGCAAGGUUCCACUUUGUAUUAUGUUGUAAUGUUUCAAAAUAAAAUUUCAGUUAUUGGUUUUAAGUAUAUCAAGCUGAAAAUUGUGUUUCAGCACUUCAAAAUGGGAUGAGUGUAGUUUUGGGUGUCUUCACAUUAAAAAAAUGAAAUAGAUCUGUCAUAAUCCAUAUAUUAUGCACUUUAUAGUGUAAUAAGAAAAGUGAUUUUCUGUUUUUGAUUAUUUCUAUAUAUUAACAUAAUUAGUAGCUUAAACUUGUCCAUGAGAUCAGAUGUCAAAAUGUCACAGUUCUUUUUGACAUAAGGUGACAUGAGAUGUUUGGUACUGAACUGGUGUGUGGUGUGUCUCAUCUAUGCAGACAUUUCUUCACACAAAAUGUUUUGAAUUCUAAGUAUAUUUGCUGAAUUAUUAUAUGAGAGGAGAAUUGAAACUUUUUAUAAUGGAAUUUUGUCAUGGAUGUAUCAUUAGCACGUAGUAUUGUAGUUAGAAAUACAUUUUUCAACUGUUUGUUCCAACUGGGUAUUCUCGUCUGUUAAUAAUACAUAACAGGGUGCAGUAGACUACCUUAUAAAUGUAAGAAGUACCAAAAGCUGCAUAUGAGACUAAACCCUGAGCAUAAUUCAAUCUCCCAUUUUGAAUGAAGCCUAGUCUUUUUUUAAGGAUAUUUACAUCUCUUUGUUUUGCUCAUUGCUUCAGUAUGUGAGAGCUGUUAGAAUGUACUGCUCCUGGUUUGCUUGGUUUUGUAUUUCCAACUGCAAAAUGAUGAGUUACUUUCAUUUUGAAAUAGUAAGGGAAUAUUAUUUAAUUACAUUUAGGGAAAUGGGCCCAUGAUUGUGCUUUAUCCCUGAUAACAAUCAUAAUGUGUGUUGUAUGCAUGCAGAUGUGAUGUUCCGAUGUUGCGAACAUGAUGGAUCUGCUACAGUGAGUCUCAUCUUGCCUCUUCGCACCAUGUGGAUUUGGGCAGUGUUGCUGAAGUUUCAGAGGUACAUGCUGCUCCCAUGUUCAGGGUUAAGGUGAGUGCAAUGAGUCACUGGUCUGACAUACCCGCAGGGGAAGGGUGGAACUGGAGCCUCUCCCUCCAUGAACAUUGAGCCCUGAUUUUGACCCUGAAGCUGGAAGCACAAUGUACUUCUGAAACGUCAGCAACACUGCCUGCGUCCACACAAUGCAAAGACCCAAGAGAAGAAUAACAUGGCCUGUGCAGAACCUAAUUGAUCAUUUUUUUAACUUUGUUUUAUUUUGAAUCUCACUCCAUUUAGCAUCUGUGUGUUGCAUUUAUAGGUUCUUAGGUUCUUUAAUUUUAAAGGUUAGGUUUCACCAAUUUUAGAAUCAGAGUCACGUAAUUAAUAUAAUUUUGUUUAUGGUAAAAGGAGGCUGGCUCUUUGAGUUGGAAAUGUGAUGUACUGUUUAUACUUAAGUGAGAAUGGUUACAGUGCUCUGAAAUUGAUAGAUUGAUGGGGAGACAUACUAAAAAUAUGUUAACUCUUUUUAUUCAGUUGAACAACUUAUUGGCAUGAAAAGUUGGAACACAUGCAUUCCGAUAGACAUCAGUCAACUUCAUAUUAAUCAGUUUGAAAUAAAGUUGGAAGUGUGUGAAGUAAUGGGAUAGACUUAAAAUUUCAUGUUGUAGCUUAUAUUAUUAACUAGUAGCGAAAGGGUUAACAUUUAUUUGAAACUAUCAUCGUAAUUAUCGACUUAACAGUGAACUUCGAUUAAGGUAUUCAAUUAACAUGGUUAUUGAUAGACUCUUUCUUCAAUUGGCCACGUGAAGAAUCUCUGUUUGUUGUGACAGUGGACUGUGUUAGUGAGAUUAUACAGAGUCCAAUUCAACGCCAGGAACUGAACAGUGGGUCAUGAAGCCUCAGACAUUCACAUCUUCAGAUCAGCUUCUUGGUUUUAGACUCCACAUUGCAAGAUUUUAAAUACAGAUCAGACCAUGAACUUUGGUGAUAUAAAUUCAAAACUUUCAUAAAAUGGAAUCAUCAGAGUAUUGUUCAGUAUUGGUUUUUUUUUUCUGAAAACAGUUAAUACAAGUUGAUACAUAAGUACACACAACCAUACAGUGUUCAGAAGCUUGAUACUAAGAUAAAAAUGACAGAAGGAAAGUAUCUUGAAUGAAUCAGUGUGAACUGGUUUCUUCAUUGUGUAAAUUCUUUUGUAUACCUCAAUUACAAGGGUUGUUCAAAUGAAACCUUUUCAGGCAUUAUUGUGUGUGAAGGAGUAGAGGCUGUUAAGAAGUAGUCCCCAUGGAUGCUGAAGGAGGCAUCCCAGUGUUGCACUAGUGAACUGAUCCCCUUCAACCAGAACUCCCUGACCCGCUGCUGGACCACUGCGCCACCUCGGCCCUGCCUUCUUUGUUGGACCUGAGCCUGCAGCCCUUGGAUCUCAUAGCCAUGGCACCCUGACAUCCCCAUGCCAAUGCACAGCGCUGAUGUGGAAUCCUCUGAUGCCUUCAUACCCUCAUCUGUGCUCACGGCAGCUUGCAUCAAGUUGCAUGACGAUACCCAUCCCCACGUGGGCCACACUGUCUGGUGCUUCAGUGUGCAGGAAGGUGUUGAAUCAUCUCACAGACAGCCCAGACUUGUUACUUGGGAUUUUUACAUGUUUGGUCCCCUCAAGAAAGUGCUAAAGCAUUGUCGAUUUGGACACAGAUGUCGAGGCCGUAUUGGUGAAGUGGUUCCAGCGGCCUUGCAGAGGAGAUCCAUCAGCUGGUUCAGCAAUGGGAUGCCUACCUCAUUGCCCAUAGGGGAUUUUUUAUUGGGAUCUACUCUUUUGCCCAGAACAAUUGUGAAAUUAUGUGUCAUUUGACUCGUAUAUUACUACUAAUAGUCUUACAAGAAGCUCCUUAUCCCUGUGAUACAACAUGCAAGCUGGAUACAUUACAGAAUGGUAAUAUUUCUAACCCUCUCAAGUUGAACUCCACACACAGCUGCAUCCUGUUUGAUUUUCUUUUGACCUGUUCAGUGGAGUUUCCCAUUUUCCGUCCAGGAACACAUCUUGAUAAGUUUUUGUAAGGCUAUUCAAAACGCAUACUGACUUAUGUUUCGGUGUUCCAUCUUGCAUCCGCAAGACAUGUUACGGUGCUCCCAUCUGUUAAGCAUUUAAUGGGUUUAGGAGAUUUGUAAAUUGCUGUGUAUACUGAAAUUAUAACCUAUAUUAUAUAAAUAGAAAUAUCUACUAUUUUAAUCCUGCAUAGUGUUGUUGCGUUGAGACAGGAAUUGGAUUAAAGUGGUUUGUACAUCAUGGAAUUUUAGACGACUCCAUGUUCAUUUUUAAAUAUCACUGCCGUACACUUUGGAACCAGGUUUUUAGUUUAGUUUCUGACUUUGUCUUGCCUGUACCAGUAGCAUAUACAGUGAAGAGUAUAGAUGUGCCUUUGACUUGCAAAUGCAGUCCAGAAAUUGGCUCGUAACUUGAAAAAUCAUAUGUUGAGCUCAUUAUUACAUGGAACAUAUGGAGAGUUACAGUCACAGUCAUUUUUUAAUAUUUUAACCCAUAUUAUGUUAUAAUUCUGUUUUAUUAUAACAUAAAUAAAGGGACAUCAGAUGACAUAGUAUUAAACAUUUAAAACUAAGUUAAUUUGUAUGUUAUGAAGGAUUGUUAAGGAGCUGUGGGUUAGAGUCACCAGGACAUUACAAGAUGGUGUAAGUCUGAAAUUGAAAGUGUAAUUGUGAUCAUAAGUUGGGAAGUUGUAAGUUGAUGUGCGACUGUACUGUCAUCUGGGAGGUGAUGCCCUGGGGCCAGGUAGUUUGUCAGUGCUUCAGAUGCAUGUACUGACCCCUCUCGAAGGUUGAAGAGGAAGCCAAGCAAGUAAUGUGCUUGCCAGACUUACUCUUGGCCCUGAAGACGGAGGCCGUACAUUCAUCAAAAACGUGUGUGAACUUCUGCUGGGCUGUACAUCUUGUCCGACUCUAAGAAACAGUAUUUCUGGUUGUCACCACAGUGAGAACGUUGAAGCGAACAGAUACAAUGAAGUUCAUAGUAUUUUGUUUUGCUAUGGCAGUAGUUCAGCUAGAGUGCAGCAUGUAUUUAAACAAGUACACGCUUUAGUACUUUGAUGGUAUAAGUGCUGUUGUCUCCUGUUUUGUAUAAACAGUACACAGAAUAACAUUUUCUUGUAACAAAUUGUAUGUUUCUGUCCUUUGGGAUGUGACACCUUGUAGUCUGGUAGAUGUCAAUGUUUGGGAGGAGCUUACUACCCCAUUUCCUCCUGCUGAGAAGAUUAAGGCAGGAUGUUCCAUCUACACAGACUACCUAUCAUCACAUUCCAGAUGACCAUAGUCUUAAUAUUCACUUAUGUGAGAACCUCAGAAUUAGUAAUAGCACAUGUUUCAGGUGUGCUUGAUCAGCAAGACUUAAUUCUGUGCUAAAUGAAGUAUUAUGUCGCAAGAGUUAGGGAAUAUUAAAUGCUAUUUAUAAUUUGUGGUUUAUGAAAUUACUUUACUUUCCAUAUUAAAGAGUGGAAACAUAAUAUUAAAUGCCCACAUAAAAUUAUUAUAUACAUUUCUCUAGCACAAUCAAAGCUUUCUUCCCCCCACCUCAUCGCAGUACCACAUUUUACAUGCACACAGAAUGAUUAUCUGGUAACACUCACACCUAGUAGUUGUCUCCCCUCUGGUUUCUGGAUGAAAUGUAUGUUUGCCUCUUGGAGCAUGAUAUGACAAUUGUAUGGCAUUCUCAGAACUGAUGGAUGCAUUGCAUUAUGCACAUGUGCAUAUAUACACUGGGAAGAUCACAGGGAGAGGAGGAUGUCAUUGAGGUUAUGGUAUGGCUGUGCAUGACAAGCCUAAAAUAACUUGUAGGGAGAUUAUGGCAAGUGGAUGGAACUGGCUCAACACCAUGUUUAACAGCAGGCUUUCGUAUUAGCGGUGUUGAACCUUUGGAUUGCCAAUCACAGUGGCCACAUGGUCAAAGGC
This is a messenger RNA of Cryptotermes secundus, 10908 nucleotides long. RefSeq names its product 60 kDa SS-A/Ro ribonucleoprotein. NCBI's taxonomy places the organism in Eukaryota, Metazoa, Arthropoda, Insecta, Blattodea, Kalotermitidae. The transcript is spliced from 10 exons. Bases 424 to 2025 code for a protein of 533 amino acids. The record is from RefSeq and is a predicted model, not a curated record. Gene Ontology annotation, cellular component: ribonucleoprotein complex. Gene Ontology annotation, molecular function: RNA binding.